Molecule: messenger RNA, 10751 nt
Organism: Antechinus flavipes (yellow-footed antechinus)
Lineage: Eukaryota; Metazoa; Chordata; Mammalia; Dasyuromorphia; Dasyuridae
Product: leucine-rich repeat-containing protein 14-like
Exons: 4
Coding region: 234-1721 (495 amino acids)
Cellular component (GO): cytoplasm
Molecular function (GO): protein binding
Source: RefSeq, a predicted model, not a curated record
CGUGGCGGAGGGAGGCGGUGGGUUUCUCAGAAAUAGACAAGUAUAACAACUGCGGUAGAUCACAACGGCGACGACGGCGGCGAGGGCGGCGGCCGCACCCGGGCCGGGGGGUGAAGUACGGCUCGGCUCGGCCCCGCGGCUCCGGGGUGAGCUAGUCGGACCCGCUGGACUGCGAACCGAGGGUGCUUCCCCUUCUAUGCCUCCUGGACUUCUAAUGUACAUUGCUUGCAACCAUGCAUUCCCUAGUGUUCCUGUGUGCCCGUCAGGUGAUCCAGGACCAGGUCUUUGCCUGCCAGGCCCUGGCAUUCCUGCCCCAGGAGCUGUAUGCAGUGCUAUUCAAGGCCGCCUUCUUAGACAGAAAAACAUUGGUGCUGCAGAAGCUGGUACAGAUGUGGCCUUUCCCUCUCCUGAGCUUCCACCAGCUGCUGCGGGAGAAUUCAGAUUGUCGUCGGAUUCCACUACAGGAAAGGCCAACAAAAGAGAGUGUUCAGGCUGUGAUCCUGGGGCUCUCUGCACGACUGAGGGAGCCACCCCCUCGCAGGAAGCUGCAGUUGCAGUUGUUGGACAUGACAGGAAUUCUGGAUUCUGGCUAUGAGGAAGACCUCACAACCAUGACCAUGUGGUCCCGUACUGUGUCUGUGAUCCAGACCUGCAUCAUGGGUCAGCUGAACAAAUCUUUACGACAGAGACGGCGGCGGGCCAAGCGCAGGAAGGCGGUCCCGCCCAUCUACACUCCGACCCCCAUAGAGGUUCGGGUGGAUCUCCGGGUGACCCACAGCUCCUAUGGCUUUCUGAAGGACACACUACAGACGAGUGCUUUCAGCCCUCUGCGCCUCUGCUGUCGAGAUUUCCGGGCUGAAGAGCUCCCUUUGAACAGCACUGUCGACAUGUUGGAGUUACUGGACCCCAUGCACUUGCGCCGAGUGGACCUGUGUUUCAACAGCCUCGAGUUAUCUGGCCUGUGUGAACUCAUGGCUUCGAUCGUGAAGUUCAACAACUUGCUGAGCCUGAAGCUUCAAUACAGCUAUGUGGACCUCUGGCAGCUCUCCUCUGAGGCAGAAGAGAGCUUCCGUUUGUUUAUCACAGAGCUUAACAAGUUGAACCGCCUCAGAGAACUCAAUUUGGGUUCCUCUUGCCUUUCUGGUCGGCUGGGUCAGUUGCUCAGUGCCCUGCAGGAUCCCCUGGAGAGCCUGGAAGUGGCCUUCUGCUAUCUCCUCCCCACAGACUUGAGGUACCUGGCCCAAAGCCCACACGGUCCCCACCUGAAGAAGUUGGAUCUCAGCGGGAACAACCUUUCAGGCGCCCUCCUGGGCCCCUUCCAGUCUGUGCUGAAGGCCGUCUGCGUCUCUCUGACGCUCCUGAAUGUGACUGAAUGUGAGCUUAUGGAUACCCACCUUCUUUCCACUCUUCCAAGCCUGUGCCGCUGUGUUCAUCUCCGCUACCUUGGUCUCUAUGGCAAUCCUCUCUCUACCUCUGGACUUAAAACCCUUUUGGUCCGGUCAGAGGUCCUGUCUGAGCUCCAGCUGGUCGUCUAUCCAUUCCCCGUGGACUGCUAUGAGAUUUUGCCGUGGCCACCCCCUGCUGCUAUCCUGCUGGAUGAGGAGAAGUUUGCCCACGUUCAGGCUGAAUUACGCCAGAUGCUCCUGUCAGCUGACCGCACUAAUGUGUUGUGGACCACGGAUGUCUACGGUCCCAACAUGCCUGACUACUUUAGCUUAUAACUGGUGGUCUGCUUGCCAGGGAUGGAGAGGACCUUGUGGCCAUCCAUCCUCCCUGGAUUGGAGAGGCUGUCACCGGUAGUUCCGGUGCUGAUUCUUAGGGGCCCACAAGGAGUCUUGAGGCCUUCUCUCCUGCUGCUUGUCAUCUUUAAAUACUAGGAAUUCCGGCUUGUCUAGCAGGGGCAUGGAGCUAACUUUCUAGUUUGGGGAUGGGAGGGUUUGGGGAGGGUAUUUCUGUUGGAGUGAUAUUUAUGAGAACCCACCAGGUUUAUGAAAACCUAGGUUACCUUCUAGUCUAUCAAAAGUGGGUCGGAGGGGCUUACGGGGUCCUAUCAAGGAUACCAGAUGAGCUAGGCCAGGUAUUCAGAAAAGGUUGUCCUGACAUGUGUCUGGUUUACUCUCUUAUACUCAUUCCAAGGGUGUGGAGAGAACCUUCAUCUUUUUCUACUUUAUAAGGCUUAUUCCUGUGUCCUCAGGACAUACUGGGCUGAUUUAACCCAGGUGAGCACUUAAAAGUCUUAUAGUGUUCAGUCAAUGGUUAAGUAUACCAAGGAGACUCAGGAGUUUUCCCUGGCCAGUUUGGAAUGCUGGUGUUAGGGUUUGCUUUCCGAGUCCCCAUGGAUCUAACUCUAGCCAUUCUGUGGGCUCCAUAUGCUUACUUUAGUUCUGAACCAUAAUGACAUUUUUGUGGAUAAAGGACUAAUAUUAUGAACAAGUAGCAUGAACUUGCUUAGCAUUCCCCCUUAAAUUCUGUGGGUGUUUGGGGAUAUUUGAAUUAACCGUUCAAAUCACCAGUGUUGUACCAGAAUAGAAAUCUCUAUCUUUAGAUUGUGAGGUCCCCCUGUGUUUUUUGAUGUCUUCUUUUUGAUAUAUAUUUCCUAUUGUAUCUUCUAGGUGAUUGUGUAAGAGCUGGAAUGUUCUCCAAAAGGCUCCUUUUUCCAGGAGUCUUUUCCCAGGUUUUUAUCUGAAUUCUUGUUCAUUUUAGGAGAAGAUGUCUAAAUUGUGGUCCAUAUUUAAGGUGGGUUCCCAUUGGGGAAAACUUUGCAUCACAUAGGAACUAGGUGUGAAUCCUUCUUCUUGACUGAAGUUAUCCUUAAAUGAGUGCCCUUUUUUUAUUUAAAAGGGGUUCUGUUCUGCCAGGGUGUUCCAGGGGGCCACUAGAGUUGAGGGUCGGGUUCUUGGAUUUCUUUAUAUUCUUCACAUAACACAUUACAAACAGCAACAUAUUAUACCUUUCCAAGUUAGAAAGCUUCAUUCUAAUAAAAUCCAAACAAGUUUCUUACUGUUUGGAUUUGAUUCUGCAGAGCCAGUAGCUUGGCCACCAUUUGGCAUAGAUCCAGAAGGCUUUGUUUUGCCGGAAAUUCUCCUUUGGUUGCUAUAGGGAGUGAUCUGUUUCUUGAAGGAACAUUAAUGCUUGGCAAGUAAAGUUAGGUAAAACCUGCAUCUCCUGCUGUUCUUUGAAGGGGGUGUAUUUUUAUUGCUUAUGCCUUCUACUUUUGCAUAUGUGUUGAAAACUCCUUGCCAGUUACAGCAUAUUGCCUGGGUGAAAACUAAGUGAUAAUACUAAAAGUAAGCCAGCUUGGAUUUUAUAUCCAGAAAGCAGUUCAGUGAUUAACAAUAAAAAUACAGUUAUACAUAUACACCUUUUCUUAGCAUGGUUCACAUUUUCUUUAGUUCCUAUUUUAAUCUCAAAAGCAUAGUUGUUAACUCUAGACAAGUGAGAAAUCUUGAAUGAUUUUGGAAUAAAUUAGUCUCCAAAUUAUUCCACUUCUAGGAUAACAGUGUACAUGUAAUUCACAUAAAGAGCAGAUGCAUCAGUUGGCAGAAUAUUUUCUUGUACUUUAAACUCCCACAUUGCAUACAAAACUUUUCAUACCUUUGGACACAUGUACACAUUUAAAAUUUACUUGAAUAAUUAUUUUUCAAACUAUUAAUUUGCCUGAAGAAAGGACUCAAAAAUAUUUGCUUCCUAUGCAGUUAUUUUUCAUUCUUUCAGAUGCUUAAAGUUCUCCCAGUACUUGUGAAAUGAACUCAGAAAUUAUCAGGUAAAUACUUCUUCCUCUAUCAGUUAAAAAACUAUCUUAUUACUCUUUAAUACAUUCAGGUAUAAUGAUUGGAUUUCUAGAAUGCCCGUGUUCAUCUAUCUGCUUCUUUUGUGCUGGGGUUAACACUAACAUUCUUAAGAUUAUAUCUCUACCCUUAUAAUCUGUGGCUAAUAUAGUACAUAUAGUCCUGCUGUUAGUUCAUUUUAAAUAUUUUUAGAAGGCAUCGUUUUUCUGAUUCUGAGUCUGAUUUCAGGGGAUUGACCUGAAUAAUUCUGCUGAAACUAAGAACCUCUCUAAUCUAAGGAAUAGAUCUAGGGUAGGAGUUUUUAACAUUUUGUGUCAUGGACCCUCUUGUUACUGAUGAAGCCCAUAGAUCCCUUUUCUGAAUAAUGUUUUUAAAUUCAGAGUAAAAUACAUAGAAUUACAAAGGAAACCAGUUAUAUUGAAAUGCAGUUAAAAUUUUUUUAAACAAGUUCAUAGAUCCCAGGUUAGGAUGUAGUUUAAAGGUGACAUUGGGCAACCAACUUGUAUCAUGGUUUAGUUAUGGAGAGUAGGGGUAAUAGAGUGUCUGCCAUUGUAACCUAGGAAAUCAUGUGUCUGAAUUCAUUGUAGUUUUUUUUUUUUUUUUAACCCAAGGGGUUCAUACUUUUUUGAUAGAUUUAAUUGAAUUGGACACUUACAUAACAUGACUCAGGUUAUUUUGGGAGCUUUGAAUUUUUUUAAGGAUCCACAUAAAAGGAAUUUUUUUAAUACCAACACUAGGUGGACUUUUAACACUUGGGUAAAUAUAAUUUUAUUUGCUUCAGAAGACUGUGUAUAUAGCUCAAGGUUAUCAAAGGGCAAAUCAGUAAGAAAGAGUUCUUCAUGCCUGACUUGAAAUAUGCUAACCUGAGAAUAGACUAGAAAUCCCAGUUCUCAACCAUUUUUUGGAUCAAAGGGUCAAACAUAAAAUUUUAGUUGGGAACCUUAGAAAUUGUCUUAGUCCAACCUCCUGAUGUUAUAAAUUAGGAAACUAAAACCUACAGAAGUUGCAGAGCUAGAGUUCAAAUUCUUAUUUUCUGAUCCCUAAUUCAUAUAUUUCUUAUGAUACUAUGCAGUCUAUUUUUCUUGUUCAGACAUAAUGGUGAUUUUUUCUCUUAGCUCUUGGUAUAGCUCUGGUGCCUUGAUAUGUGACUGUUGUGGAACAUUAUUAAUACAAUUGCUGGGGGUUCCGUGUAGGGUUUGGUGGGAGACAUAAUCAUGCUCAUUGGGUAAGAGAAUGCAGUACCCUCAGUCCUAGUAGCAAGAAAAGGUUUCUUGGGGGAGAGAGAUUGCUUUUUUUUUUUUUUUUUUAAUUUAAGGGACUCCCAGGGAAUAAAUAGGAAUAUAGAGCAGCUUUUUUCUACCAUACAGAGGAAGUGAAAGGAAAUGGGUGUUAAUUUUGAAGAUUUCAGGGAAGAUGGUGAGACAAAAAGUAAUGUGGGGUAUCUAGCUUAGAACAUGCCCUCAAUGAAAAAUGAAAAUGUUGAAAAUAAAUAUAACCAGAAUAUUUAAAAUCAACCUGAAUCUAAAAAAGAAAAUGAAAGUGGUUGGUGAAAACACAAUUUGAAAAUUCUGCAGUACAAGUAAUAAUGUCAAAGCACCAGGAACAUAUGAAGGUUGGGGAGCAGAACUCACUUGAUAACUAAUGGACAAGAGAGAUUGGAUAUAUGUUUUUAAGGACAUGAAAGGCCUAAUCUUAAAAGGAAAGAGGACAAAUUCAAGAAACUUUCCUGGAUAGUUCUGGAUCUUUAGCAGUAAAGACUAGGAUAAUCGGGAAUCAAAUUUGGCAUUGAAAAUAUGAAGGAUCAUUCAGAAUUAAAGUGAUAAAAGUCAGAUCCAGUUCUUGGAACAAGCAUUUCCAAGAUUAAAGUAGGGUUUAAAUGGACCUUGAACUUACUGUUAAGGGGUUUGUGGGUUUUAACUGGGCCUGGCUUAGGAUCAUCUAUGCUACAAAAUGUAGAAACAGCUGAAUAUAGAAAUAGUUUUCUGAGAAUUUAGACAAGUUUUCCAUAUCUGAAAACAAAACCAGUUUUAGAAAUUGAAGAAAUUCAUUAGCUUUUGUUGUUGAAGAAAUCGCACCAAAAGAUUCCAUGGCACAAAAAAGUGAAAUUCCCAAAAUCAGAUAAAGGGAGACUUCUCCAAGCAACAACAAAAAAAGAGUAUAGAUAAUGUGCUUCAGAAGUCUUAAGUGAAGUUUAAAGCUAUAAUAACAUGAAGCCUCUAGUGCUUUAGCAAUAUUUUAAAAUUUUUUGGCACAUCCUGUAUAAAAGAUUACAACCUCUAAUUAUGUACAGAUAUAAUAGGAGAUGAAAGAAAAGGCCUCCAAACAUCAUAAAACCAAAACAUAAAACAUGGGGUAAAAUCUGGGGGUAAAUAGAGUGCCAAAGAACUAAACAUCCUUUCUGAAGUCAGAAGAAUAUCCAUAUAAAUAAGUAAUACAGAAAUCAUUAUGAGAAGACCAUAUUCAUUUCGUCUCCAUAAGUUUUUGAAAUGUGUUGGGACAACAUCAACAUAUUUAAAGACAUAAUAUUAAACAAUUAAGACCAGGGAUGCGCUUUACAUUUGUUCAGUUAUUAGAUGAGGAAAUAGAUUUAAAUUUUACAAGUUCAUACAACAUAAAAUCAAACAUAAGCAAUAUAAUGUUUUUAUUUUUGAAAAGGAGAUAUCAGUGAAUUAUUUUGUGAAUUUAAGACAAUAAUACAGAAGGGAUAUGGAGAGGAAAGAGUAAACAAACUUCGGAACACAGCUCUAAGUCUCUAAAAGAAGGGGAGAAGAUGGGUCUACGGUCAUAUGAGUGUACACACCUAUGUAAAAUUAUAAUAAAUAAUACAGUUCCUUCUGAUUAGAAAAACCUCCUAAAAAAUUCAUUUCUAGUUUUCAACAAAAAUGGAUUUUUAAAAGGAUAAGAUAUGUCACAUAUUAUAGUUAGAACAGAAAGUAUUAACUCAAAUCCUAUAAAAGUUAUAUGUCAAUAACAUGUCUUCAUGAAACACUUAAAAAAUGAAACAGAUAAUAGUAGUUCACAUUUCUUUAAUGUCUUAAGACUUGAAGAGCUCUAUCUUCAUAAUCCCAUUUUACAGAUGAAUACAUUGAAGCCCAGAAAGUUGAAGUAUUUCAGAGUGCCCAGAGUCACAUAGGUAAUAAGUAUUCUGAUACGUUUAUUCAUUUAGAGUUAGAAAUUUUUACAUAAUGACAUAGCUAGUUCUGGCUAGUACUUGAACUCAUGCUUUAUGACUCCAAGACCAGUGUGCUUUUGAUGAUACCGUGUCACUUUAUAAAAAUCAGCAGUCUAUAUGCUAAUACAAGAAAAACAGGGCCAUCCAUUAAAAAUAGCAAAUUUAAUUUUUCUGAUUUGAACUCUGUUUUGAGAGAAGUAGGAAUGUUAUAUGUGAAAGGCAUAAUGAAUAACAAAAUGAAAAUGAUGAUGAAUAGACAUGCCUCAAUAAUAUAAUUUGUGGAAGAAAAAGCUACAGUUCUGCAGGAACAAAGAAUUAAUAUUUAUGGUGUCUCACAUCGUCAGAAAAUGACCAAAUAAGUAGAAAAAUCACAUACUUAACAAUGUAAAGAAAACACUAUUAUGUACUCUUCAGUACUAAUCAGUACUUUCAGUAGUAUCCAGCUUAAAUUCACUACCCCAUUUUAUAAAUGAAACUGAGAAAAAGAACAAGUUGUAGAACUUUAAAACAUCAGGUAAUACUGUGCAUAGUUAUAAUGUCACAGAAAUUAAGUAACAAAAAAGCCAGAUAGUUAUAUAAUUACAACAUCUAAAUUAACUCAGCAAGACAUUAAAAAAAAUUGAAAGGAUCAAUUCUUGAAAAAAUACUUAGGAAAUAAAAUCAGUUUUUUUUCCUAAACAUGGUAGUAUACUUUGCCUGUUUUCUUGUUUGUUUUUUGGGGGGCAAAGCAGAUAUAAUUGAGAACUGCAUGAAAUAGUGGAACACCUGCCUCAGAGUUAAGAAGUCUUGGGUUUUAGAGUCCUGCUUUUGACAGAUGAGAUAUUUGACCCUGGGUAGGUCAGUUAACUUCAGUGUUUUAGCCAGUUCUCUAAAACUGAGUUAUAGUGAAAGUGCUGGCUUUUUGGGAGAAGUUGUGUUAGUGAAAGCAGAGGUCCAGAUCUUAACCCCUGUGAUCUUAGUCUCAAAAUAAGAUGGAAGGCAUUUAAGCCAGACUUAACAUCAAAUUAAUCAAAUUAUUCACCAUGAUAAAAGGUUUAUUCAAAGUUUAGAAAUGUUCUUAAUUUAAAGUUAAGGAAAGAGACAAUAUUCCUUUUAUGUUUGUAGUUGUUCUGAUAUUGAACCAGCCCUGCAUUCCUGGUAUAAAUCCUUGUCAUAGUGUAUGAUGUUUGUGUUAUUGCUGUGGUCUCCCUGCUGGUAUUUAAAAUUUUUGUAUUAGUAGUCAAGUAUUAAUAGAAAAAACCAUUCCUAUUAAAAAUUGUAAGAAAAUGCCUGCUAGACAUUACUCUGUGACAAAGUACUAGAAAAACUAGCAGUUUAAAUAAAAUAUUAAAGAGAACUUGGAAAGGCAAACAUUGGAAAGGAAAAGAUCACUGAGUGAUAGCAUUUUUUUUCCAAUAUUUUAUUUUUUUCCAAAUACAUGUAAAAAUAGUUUUCAGCAUUCAUUUUUGUAAAACUUUUUGUUCUAAAUUUUUCCCCCUCUCCAAAAGAACAAGCAAUCUGUUAUAGGUUAAAUAUGUGUAGUCCUUUUAAACAUAAUUCCAUAUUUAUCAUGUGCAAGAAAAAUCAGACCAAAGAGGGGAAAAACAUGAGAAAGAAAAAAAAGGUGAAAAUGAUUAUGUUUUGAUCCUUAUUUAGUCUCCCUAGUUCUCUCUCUGGAUGUGGUAUUUUCCAUCCUAAGUCUAUUGGAAUUGCCUUGAAUUACUGCAUUGUUGAAAAGAACCAAGUCCAUCACAGGUAAUCAUCACCAAAUCUUGUUACUGUGCACAAUGUUCUAGUUCUGCUCAAUUCACCACUGAGUGAUGUAAACCUAGAAAAGUUAAGAGAUUUUAUUAAUGAUCAAAUUAGAGCAAAGUAAUAGGUUAUAGGAUAAAACAUAUCAAAAUUGUUCACAUUAUGUGGCAACAAUAACAGAAGAAUCAAUGAUCCCAUUUAGAUUACUGACAUAUAUGUGUGAAUAUUCACAAUAAUGAACAAAUGAAAAUUUUAUGUAGGAAACUAAAGCAAUGAGAAAAAUUUUAAAAAUAGGAAUCUUCCUUGUCUGGAGAUGGGGAGAAAAGUGGUGUUACUGACCCAAUUUAUAUGAAGAUUUAAUGUGAUGUUGAUGAUACUGCUAAUUUAUAUAGAGCUGAUUAGUAUGUUUUACUUGGAAAAUAAUGGGGCAAAUAAAUACACCCAUCAGAGGUUAUACUGGGCGGGGGGGGAUUUUAGGGGGGAGGAGUUCACAAAAGAAUCCUUAGAGUCAUUUUUUUAAAAGUCCCAAAUUAUUAAAGCUUGCACUUGUACAGAAAUCUACAUAAAAGGUUAACACAGAGUAAACACCUAUUUUAAUAGGGAAAGGAAUAAUUCAACAGUUGUUUUUGAGGAAAGUAAUAAAUAUGAAAGAAAACAAUUUCAGAUCCUUAUAUGAUACUCGGUGAUAUUGUCCAACUAGAUUGAUGAGCUACAUUUUUAAUCUCAUUUUUUACGUGGUUGAGAAGUACAUUAGCAUACUUGUCCUAAGUGUGGAGACGAAUUCUUGGUAAAAUAAUAGAUUAUUUGAAAUAAAGUUAUCAGGCUUGACUAUACACCAAAAACAUGUUAGUAUAUAUAAGGGUAAUGAUGAGAAAAAAUUUCAUCUUGAUUAUGUUAUGAAUUUAUAAUGGCAAUACCAAGUUCCUAUUGAGCAAAUGGCCAAAAGAUAUGUCUAGGCAGUUCACAUGACAGAAAUCCAACACCGUGUUUGAGAAAAAUGUAAAGAAGUCAGCAAUUCCAAGUUAAAGAUACAUAUAAUCAUUGUUCAAAUGUUUGAAAGAUGAGUUAGGAAGAUUGUUCUUUGGUUCUAGAGGAACCAGGAAAAAUUGAAGAAGUUUAGAGGCAGUAUAAACUUGAUUAAGAAAAAAGUCAACAAAUAGAAUUGUCCUGUUGUGGUCUUUAGUCUUGAUGGUAACUUGGACAUGUUCUCUUUAGUUAUGGUUAGAUACUCUCCAAAUUUCCUUCUGAUUAUGUGAUACUACCAAUGUGAUACACCAAUUUUGGGAAAACUUGGGAAUUAUGAAAACUCAGUGGUGGGAAUGGUAAGGGAACAGUGUUGUUGACCUUACAAAGGGAUUAUUAUAUUAUUUUUUUAAUUGUAGGCAAUCAGGGUUAAGUGACUUGCCAGUCACACAGCUACUCAAUGUUAAGCAUCUGAGGCUGGAUUUGAAAUCAGAUCCUCCCGACUCCAGGCCAGUGUUCUAUCCAUUGCUCUAUCUGGCUGCCCCAGAUUAUUCUUUCUGAAGUACAAAUUGGCAGUGCUUGGCAAGAAUUAUAAACUUGGCUAUAGUUGUGAUUCAAUGAGUCAUCCUAAUAUUGGGGAUCUCCACCCAAGGAAAUAUCUUUAAAAGAAAUGGUUAAAAAUUGUUUAAAGCUGUGUUAUUUGUAAUAAUGGAAAAACUGGAAAUGGUCUAAAUGCUCAACUGUUGAGGAAUGGGUGGGUUAGAGUCAGGGAGAAUAUGGCACACUAACAUUAAGGUGACUUUCCAUGCAGUAUAAUAAACACUAAGAAUAUGUGGAAGUGAAAGUACAAAAUGAGUAAUUUCAUUUGAAAAAAUCAAAACUGAAGUGCCAUUUAAAAAAUUGUAUUUUCAAGUCAAAUACCACAUUCAUAGAAGGAAUAUAGUUUAUGUGCAAGUGUGUAUAGAUAUGUUAAUAUAGAGAAUCCGAAGGAUCAGGAGAAAGCUGAUAAGUUGCCAUUGCUAUGUGCAUGUUUAAAUAUACUUUUUGUUGUUGUAAAAUUGAAAUAGAUGCCAAAUAAAAAUUUUUGAAAAAUACAA